AGCAGCAGCGCGGUGGUCCCGCUGAGGCUGCGCCAGUGCCCGCGCCGAGCGCCCGCCAGGCUCCCGGCGGGAUGGAACCCGGGCCGCGGCGGCGGCACAGUUGCCGCCCGCCGGUCUCCGUCUUCCUGCGCGACCCGAACUCCGGGCGCGUCUACAGGCGCGGAAAGCUGAUCGGCAAGGGUGCCUUCAGCCGCUGCUACAAGCUGAUGGACAUGUCCACCAGUGCGGUGUUUGCCCUCAAGGUGGUGCCUCGUGGUGGGGGCGGGGCCGGGCGGCUCCGCACCCUGGGGAAGGUGGAACGUGAGAUCGCCCUGCACAGCCUCCUGCGACACCGAAACAUUGUAGCCUUCCACGGACACUUUGCUGACCGCGAUCAUGUGUACAUGAUGCUGGAGUACUGCAGCCGCCAGUCACUGGCCCACGUUCUGGAGGCGCGGCAGACCCUGACGGAGCCCGAGGUGCGCUACUACCUGCGGGGCCUGGUCAGCGGCCUGUGCUACCUGCACCAGCGGCGCAUUGUGCACCGCGACCUGAAGCCCAGUAACUUCUUCCUGAACAAGAACAUGGUGGUAAAGAUCGGAGACCUGGGGCUGGCUGCCAGGGUGGGGCCGGGGGGCCGCUGCCACAGAGUGCUCUGCGGGACCCCAAACUUCCUGGCCCCGGAGGUCAUCUCCAGGAGUGGACACUCCUGCCAGUCAGACAUCUGGGCUCUCGGCUGCAUCAUGUACACGGCGCUGACCGGGGCCCCUCCCUUCACGGCGGCUCCCCUGUCGGAGAUGUACCAGAACAUCAGAGCCGGCCGCUACCCCGAGCCUGCCCACCUGUCCCCCAACGCGCGCCGCCUCAUCGCCCGCCUGCUGGCGCCCGACCCCGCGGAGCGGCCCAGCCUGGACCGCCUGUUGCGGGAUGACUUCUUCACACAGGGCUUCACCCCGGACCGGCUGCCGGCCCGCUCCUGCCACAGCCCACCCAUCUUUACCACGCCCCAGCCUCUACGCAGGCUCGUCCGGAAGGUGGGCCAGCUGCUGCUGGCCCAGUGCCGGCCCCCCCCCUGCCCCUGCACUCCGAACGAGGCCUCGGAUUCAGGAGGAGGUGGUUCAGAUCGUGACUCCACGGAGUGGGGCGGUGAGGCCUCCCUGUUGGACAGAGAGGCUCCCCGCUCUGCAGUCCCCGUCUACCUGCUCACCCACGGGACCCUCCGGAGUGACCCAGCCGGACCCAAGGGGAGCCAGAGGCAGGAGGUAGAGGCGGCCAUCAGGAACUUGCUGCUCUGCCUGGAUCCCAGCCUCCCAGCCCCACAGGACCCCCCGGGAGGGCAGCAGCCGGUCCUCUGGGCCCCCGCGUGGGUGGAUUAUUCCAGCAAGUAUGGCUUCGGCUAUCAGCUGUCGGAUGGGGGCAGCGGUGUCCUGCUUCGGGACGGCACGCACAUGGCCCUGCGCCCCCCGGGGGACCGGGUCUGCUACGCGUCCGCGCGGGGGAAGCUGGACACGUUCGCCCCGAGGGACGCGCCCAGCCCGCUGGGCGCCAAGCUGGCCGUCCUCCGGCUCUUGGCCCGACACAUGCAGCGGUGGCGGCGGGAGGAGGAGGGCCGGCCCGUGCCCACCCCCCCGGCGGCCCCCGGCCACUGCCUGCUGCGCUUCCUCGUGUCGGACCGGGCUUUGCUGCUGCUUUUCAGCGACGGGACACUGCAGGUGAGCUGCCUCGGAGACCAGGCUCACCUGGUCCUGAGCGGCCAGGGCCGGGAGCUGCGGCUCACGGUCCGGGAACGCGGCCAGCGCAGCACCGCGCACCCCCUGGGUGCCCUGCGGAGCCCCAGCUGCGCCCCGGCCACCCGGCAGCGCCUUCUCCACGCCCUUCACAUGCUGCAGAGCGUCUAGUGCCGGGGCCCCGGCUCCGUUCAGGCUCUGGUUCCCCAGAGGGGUGUCCCUGGGGACAGCAUGGCGGUGGGGG
This is a messenger RNA of Neofelis nebulosa (Clouded leopard), 1950 nucleotides long. It is a transcript of the gene PLK5, whose product is annotated as polo like kinase 5 (inactive). Bases 72 to 1877 code for a protein of 601 amino acids. The record is from RefSeq and is a predicted model, not a curated record. Gene Ontology annotation, cellular component: cytoplasm; nucleus; spindle pole. Lineage: Eukaryota; Metazoa; Chordata; Mammalia; Carnivora; Felidae. Gene Ontology annotation, biological process: mitotic cell cycle; regulation of cytokinesis; protein phosphorylation. Gene Ontology annotation, molecular function: ATP binding; protein binding; protein serine/threonine kinase activity. The transcript is spliced from 15 exons.